UACAGCGUUGUAGGGGUUGGACUGGAGUAGAGCGCAGAAUUAUGUCCAUAAGGAGACGAGACAUGAAGGAAUCGACGAAACUAUAGUGUCACACAUUUUUAUCGAGGUCACCUCAGGGACUCGAAGCUAUUCAACUCCUUGUCCAGAUGUGACUUUUUCAGGACCGUUAUGUCAAACAUGAAACGACAAAGUUCAUGGCAGGAGGAUAUCGCCCGAAACUUUUCCAGACUUUUUCAAAUAAGUAAAUCGCAGGACCCUGAGAAAACAGAGGAAAGCGACAUCAGUGGCCAGCAGAAUGGAGUCAACAGCAGCCUCCGCAGUGAGACCUGUGAAGGGGAACCAUCGCUGCACCAAGAAGACCUGGAGCUGUCCAAGACAUUCCAAGGCACGGAAGAAGAGGGAGAUGUAAGGGAAGGAGUGCUGGGAGAGGCACUGGAGGACAGAGAGAGCCAGGGGAAGGAGAAAGGAGGAGAGGGCAGUAGCAGCAUAUCGGACGAUGCGGGGGGGUCCUCCAAGGACCAGCCCCUCGUCCCACCCCCCUUAGUGGACUCUGUGCCUUGCUCUCCGGCGAGCCCCCCGGGGCCCGACUCUCCCAAGCGUCCUCCCCCUUUAGAUGCUUUCUUCAGGAGACUGGGGAGUCUUUUCCACUUCAAGGCUGAACCCGCCACAGCAGUCCAGCAGCACGAGGAACAGCAGCAGGCAGAGGAGGGAGGAGAAGGACAAGAGGAGGGGGAAACAGCAUUAGCAGUGGGGUCUAUUGAGCCAGACCUUUCAGGAAUGACAUGUGGUGCAGAGGGGGACCAGGACCACUGUGACUCUGCCGGGAGUCUGACGGGAGAACAGGACACUCGGCACACAGAGACAGAGGACAGGGGAGAGGGAGAGUCUGACCUACACAGUGUAUCGACAUCCACAAGGAGUCCAACACACACAGACCUAGAGACUCUGGAGAAACCGAACACAGCCUUGGAGGAGACGCAGGCGGAAGGCCACAGGGGAGGAUGCCGAGAGGGCAAAGCAGCGGCAGACAGCAGCCCAUUGAGUGAAGUUGAAGAGGCGGUGGAUGAGCAUCAGCGGCGCCUGGCCCUGGCCUGUCCGCCUGUGGUGACGUACGGGACAUACUGUGGCCAGAGGGACAAACGCAGGAUGAGGCGGAGGCACCAGGUGCAGGUGGAAUCCCCCAAUUCAGGUGUAGAGGGCAGCACCUUGGGUGCGGUGACACACUCCACUUUAGAACUCGCCAUUUCAAAACAAAGUGACAUUCAGACUGUAUCGAUAAAUCAGAUUGGAGCUACAACCUCAGAAACCAAUGAGAGAGGAGCUUGGACUUCGGAAACAGACUCUGUUUUGGGUCCAACUGGACCUGAGUCUAGUCACAUUCCACUAACAACACAGACAGCAGAAAGGGCUGUGAGUCAAAGUGCCUUCCCUUCAUCCGGAGAGACAAGCCUGGCUACUGUAGGAGGCCAGGCCAAGGAUUCUCUCUCUAGGGUUGGCUCCAUCACAUGCUCCCCUCCCGCACCCACAGAGGACUCUGCUGAUGCCAGGACUAGUACAGCAGUCAGUGAGACCCACAGUGCAGAGCUGAGCCCACGGGAUAAAAUGACUCAUGCAGAGAUGGCCAGCGAGGAUAUGAACAGGGACACAGACGGGGACAGAGACACAGGGCUAAGUGAGUGUUUUCAGACUGGGUCACCUUCAUUUGCUGCUGCGUGGCCAGGCACCGGGGGGACUGCGCAGGACACACAUCUGCCUGCCGCUGUUUCCGAUGGUGAUGGAGGCCAACUGGCUCCGCAUUCCAUUUCACCGUCUGCCUCGCUUUUAUCAGCAACCGAAAGCCAGGGACCCAUUCCAGCAACUAGGCACUCAGAUUCUGGGGAUGCACUGGAUACAGGCCCUGGUGCUGGACUGCACUGCUUUGAGUCAGGGAAGGAGGAGGGGGACGUUGGUCCUCCAGACGAUCUGUUUGAGGAGGCCCUUCAUUUGGAGUCUAAAAUGAUGGUGGAUAACAUUGUGAAGAAUGCUCUAGCAGCCCUGGAGAGAAUUGAAUCCUCUGAGUUGGAGGAGGGUGAAGUGCUCCAGAAGGCCAGUGAGGAGAUUUACCUGGUCCUACCCGUAGGCAGAGUGGAGGAGGAGGACGUGGAUCCAUCCUUCGAGCCGGAUAAGCUGGUGGAGGUAGAGCCUUCAGAGAGGGGGGAUGACAGACACCCAUCAGCCGUCCCGGCAGAACAGACUCUCUCAUUAAACCCCAACCCUCUAUCGGAGGGCCCCAGGUCCACCCCCUCCUCGGGGUACGAGUCUAUUGCAGGCUCGGACACUGACAUCAGGAGCAGCCCUGGGCCGGCCUGUGAGAGCAGUGCCCCCACCUUUGCUGUCUCAGACCACAGGCAGGGAGAACACUGUGCCGAGGGGACCAAAGGCACUGGUCUUCAGCUACUGGUCAAAGGUCAACGGCUAAUGGAUGCUAAUGAGCAACCGCAAGGGGAAGAGGAUUCCCAGCCAAAUGAUCCUAUUGAAUCUGAAUACAGUGGUGAUAAGCACCAGAAAGAUGUGUUUCCUCUCUUGGGCGGUAGAGUGUCCUUCGAGAAACCAGGUCUCUAUGGUGAUGACGGAGAUAUUAUUCAAAUAAUGAGAGCGGGUCUUGAGUAUGAGUCUGUCUCAGGGAAAACUAAUGAAAACAAAGAUCAAGUGCUCUGCACUUCAGGGGACAAUGGUUGUAACGAGGUGCUAGGCGUUAAAGAAACACAGGUAGGAGACGGCGCAGUCCACGUAGCCAAAGAUGAUAUCGAAAGCAAUAGACAUAGUCCUAAACAAGAUGGUAAUGCUCAAUAUGGUCAUGUUUCUGUGUCCAAUAACUCAGAAAGUCCCAAUAAGCUCAAAAGCACUCUGAAUGACAAUACUUACCUGAGAAACCAAACAGCUUUUCCUGAGCCUGAUCUGCUUAGGAAAAGUUUCAAAUAUGAAGCUAAGGGCAAUUCUGAGGCAAACCUCAUGUCAGUCAGACCAAAACACACCCCAAACUCAAUAGAACCAUCUCAAGUCAGACAUGCUAUAAGUCAGAAGCCUGUUGCCUGUAUAACGCUUUAUGAUGACGGCCAAGAGAGCGGCCCUGAAAUAUCAUUGAAAGUUGGGCUGAAUGGGCUGAAUGACAUCCCGGUCAGUGGGGAUCAAAGCUUUGUACUGGUUGAGACUUACUUAGCCUCUGUGUUCUCAGAGGGCUCUGACUCUGGGGGUGAAGAAGAUGAGGCCCACUGCAGAACAACAGGCACCAUCAGCAUGGACCCCUCUUUCUCAAGGAGACUCCCCAAGGACCUGAGCACCUCAGAGGGCCUUGUGUCUAAUUCAGCUACAGAUUCCAGUAACGAGGACAGGCCACAGUUGAGCUCGGUGAGUGCGUAUCGAUGCAACAUCUCUCUGCAGCAGCAGAGUCAGGACUCCGAGACACUGGGACACAGUGGUGCAGGUUCAGCCACAGCAGUUAUGGCAGGGUUUCACCAGGACCUGGGCAGCAGGCUAGCUGGGCUCCAUGCUACAGGAGGCCGGAGAGCCCCAGGCCUGGAACCUCUCCUCCCCCUCCUCCCUGUCCCCCAGCUUGCCUUCCACGACAUGGAGGCAAGUGGUUUCUCCAUCAUUGACGAGGAGGAGGAGACAGAUGCGGUGUUCGUCAAUGACACAGGCCCCAUGCUGAGCCCCACGGUACGGCGGGCCAAGGCCUACCCCUUCUCCCUAUCUCCCAUCGUGGAAGAGGACAGUCUUCGCAGCGAGGCAGAGGGGGGCCUGUCGCGGGAGGACAGGGGCCUCAUGGUGCCCCCGGCCACAGAGGAGCUGAGGAGUCUGAGCGGAGGUGUAGGGAUGGAACAGCUAGCCUCAUCCUCCUCUUUGUCCAUCCUGUCCCUGCUGCAGUCGGUCAGCGAGCGCCUGCAGUCCAGCGGCUACUCUGACAACGACGCAGACUCAGAGGAGCCCUCCACCCCUCCUCUACGGCGCCCCCUAUGGGAGUUCUUCAACAGGGGCCAGGGGGAGGAUAAGGAGGGGGAUGGCCAGGGAAUGGAUGGAGACCAAAGCAGCAAGCAGGAGGGCCCAGGCUCUCUGACACUUCCUACUGAUUUAUUCACUAUGGGACCUCGAGAUGGGGAUCCAAUGAAGGACGUGAAGAAUCUUUCCACCCCUUGGAUUACAAUCCAAAAGCCUGCAGAUUCACCAAUGUAUCAGUAUUUGAAAUCAGUGCAUCCAGUGUUGCUGGAGCCUGAUGAUGACAACAGUAAACAUCAUGCCAAACUCAUUCCGCGCCUCAGUGAUAACUGUCCAUCAACAGCAACUGACAUUGGGGGAAAUUGGAGUUAUGGGAAGGUCAUCCCAAGGCCUACACUGAUGAACAUCUAUGAUGGUGUGACGUUCUCUGGGGAGAUGCGGGAGAUCCAUAGAGACCAGGAGGAUUCUGGGAUGGUGUUUCCGCAGGGUGCCUCAGUGCGAGUCCUGGGAGGAUGCUGGCUGUUAUACCUGGAGCCGGGGUUCCGGGGCCCCGGGAUGCUGCUGGAGGAAGGGGAGACAGUACUGAGCCACCAACCAGGUCAGCAGCAGGCCAGCCAGGGGACAGAGGACAAGCCCACCACAAUCACCAUCGGCUCCAUCAGAAGACUAGUGAAGGAUGACGGCACUCCAGAAAUCCAUCUGCUUCCAGCCGGAGUGCCAGGAGGAGCCACGGAACGUCUCAACUCGGAAGCAGACAGCUUGGGGACACGUGUUGGACCUAUCCACCUCUCAAACCUGACUGUCAAGUCUGGCUGUUGGCUUGCCUACUGUAGCCCUGGUUUCCAUGGGAACUAUGCGGUUAUGGAAGCAGGCGGCUCCACAACACCUGGCGUUGGUCAUCCCCAGGUCACCACUGUGAGGUCACUGAGACCCCUCAGAAUGAGUGGGCUCAGAGUGAGGAGACCUCUGGAUCCUAAGAUGUUGGUGUUCGAGCAGCCCCUCUUCCAGGGGCAGGGCAGAGAGCUGAGAGGCCAAACCCCCAGUCUGGGAGCUGUAGCUGGGCUGAAGGGGGCGUCGUCGCUACGGGUCAUUGGUGGAGUAUGGGUGGGCUACACUGGAGAGGACUACACAGGACGGCAGUAUUUACUGGAGGAGGGAGAAUACAGUGACUGUGCAGAUCUGGGUGGAGCCGAUCACCCUCUGCUGCUUUCUUUCCGUUUCUUACAGGCAGACUUCAUAGAGCCUUCAGUCUCACUGCAGGAGGACACUGGCUCUCCUGGAGCCGGGAGAAGGGACAUUUUGGAUCUGGACGUCCCUGAUCUGGAGAAGGAUGGAGCCACUGAAAAGACCACCACAUUCUGUGUGAAGAGUGGAGUAUGGGUGGCGUACAGCGAGAAAUGCUUCAGUGGAGAGCAGUGCAUACUGGAGAAAGGCAAACAUCCUGCCACUCUGCACUGGGGUGGCAACUAUGGAGCAGCCAAGUCUAUCCGACCCAUACGAUUGCAGGACCUUUAUGGCACCAGAGAACCAAAGUUCAUGCUGUGGGCCUACAGCCAGCCCCACUACAGGGGAGUGAGUGAGGGGUACGAGGGGGAGGCAGGGCACUGUGGCUCUGCCUCCCCCAUGUCCUUCAGAGUCAUCAGGGGAAGUUGGCUGCUUUUUGAUGAGGAGGGUUGCUGUGGAAACCAGUACGUCCUGGGAGAGGGCCUUUAUCCCGAUCUCAUUUCCUGUGGCUGUGUGGCCGCUUCUGUCAAAUCACUGAGGCCCAUUCCCUAUAGUUUCUCCGACCCGUCCAUCAGCCUGUUUUCCCUGAGUUCCUUUGAGGGCCUCAAGAUGGUUGUUGUGACGCCCACAGAGCACAUGAAGGACUUCUUCACCCAGUCUCUGCAGGUCCACAGUGGACUGUGGGUGGUGUAUGAAUACAGUAACUAUAAGGGCUGUCAGAUGCUGCUGCAGCCAGGGGAGCUUCCUAUGUGGGGAGAGCACAGUGGCUGGGACACGAUUGGCUCCUUACGGCCCCUCAAACAGCCCAGGCUGUAUGUACAGGUGAAGAGCCGUGCUCUGGGCUCACUGCUGACCUCUGAGAGUGUCAAGGACGACUCCUCCCCAGCCAGAGUGAUCCUGUCCCCGGCCUGCUCUCUGGACACCCAGCGCUGGCUCUUCACUGGAGGGCUGCUCCGCUGCAAGGCCAGUAAGGCGUGUCUUUCAGUGAUCGGGGGGAAGGCAACAGUUGGGGCCAGAGUGGCCCUGUGGCCGGAGCAUGGACGCACACACCAGAGAUGGAGCCUGAACCACAACGGAACCAUCUCUUCCCAUCUCAACCACAAACUAGUACUGGACUUAAGAGGUGGAACGGGUUUCAAGAGGGACCACCUGGUCGUCAAUGAAUUUGCCACUGAUCAGGCCACACAGUUCUGGGACAUAGAAGAAUAUUUCAAAGACUCAUAAAAAGUCCGGCCAAAGUGUCCCAGCACAGUAUGGGAUAGCGUAGUGUUUGUUUCUACCCUGGCAGAGCACUUCUCCCAGCCAUCUGGCCCACGUGUCCAUUACGACAGAGCAAGAAGCAUCGUGUUCAUUUCCUGUCUUGUUCUGUUUGAUCUCAGGACCCAGAAACCAUUGCAGCAACACUGAUACAGAGUAGCGAUACAGAAUCCAAUUGUCUUUAUCUACUUGAACAUGUCAGUGUGGCACUUAAUUUGUAGACAGUUGAGAACUGACAGAGGUAUAAUUAAAUGUCAAAUUAGAGGAUUUUUUUGUUGUUGCUGAUGUCAAGGAAUUUGCUGCUGUAAGCUACCCUCGUGCUUAAAACAUCAUGAUGUCAUCUCACCACUAACUGCCGCUAGCCCAAGGUUAAAUAGUCACUGGCCCGCUACAAAUGUGUUCAGUGGGAGUGUUUUAAAUGAGCAUCUGGUUAUUUCACUGAAGUAAACACAGAACCUUAAUAUAUAUGUAUGAUAUUCAGGAAUAGCUAUAUUCAAAUAUAAAAAUACAAAAAAUGGAUGUCCAUAAAGAUAAGAUGACAGUGUACAGUUCAGGCAAGCUGAUGGUAUAUUAAUAAAGAUGUUUCUUUUUAAAUCUGUGACUAAUAUUAAAGGUCAAUGUCAUAUCUG
Salmo salar (Atlantic salmon) is the source of this 7082-nucleotide messenger RNA. RefSeq lists its product as uncharacterized. Gene Ontology annotation, biological process: lens development in camera-type eye; visual perception. The record is from RefSeq and is a predicted model, not a curated record. Lineage: Eukaryota; Metazoa; Chordata; Actinopteri; Salmoniformes; Salmonidae. Gene Ontology annotation, molecular function: structural constituent of eye lens.